Chionomys nivalis (European snow vole) is the source of this 584-nucleotide messenger RNA. RefSeq names its product antileukoproteinase-like. The transcript has 4 exons. NCBI's taxonomy places the organism in Eukaryota, Metazoa, Chordata, Mammalia, Rodentia, Cricetidae. Gene Ontology annotation, cellular component: extracellular region. The record is from RefSeq and is a predicted model, not a curated record. Gene Ontology annotation, biological process: innate immune response; antibacterial humoral response. The coding region runs from base 8 to 403 and encodes 131 amino acids. Gene Ontology annotation, molecular function: peptidase inhibitor activity.
CUUCACCAUGAAGUUCAGCAGCUUCUUCCCUUUCGCGGUGCUUCUUGCUCUGGCGAUCCUGGCAUCCUGGACUGUGGAAGGAGGCAAAAAUGAUGCUAUCAAAACUGGAGCCUGCCCUUCUAACAAGCCUGCCAAGUGCCUUAGGAGGGAGAAACCAGAGUGUGAUUCUGACUGGCAAUGCCCUGGGGAAAAGAGGUGCUGCCAAUUUCGUUGUGGUUUCAAAUGCCUUAAUCCUCUUCCCAUCCGCAGACCAGUGAGGACGAAGCCUGGGAGGUGCCCAAAGAUUCAAGGACGAUGUUUGAUGCUGAAUCCUCCCAAUAAGUGUGAGAGGGAUGGCCAGUGCGAAGGCAACUAUAAGUGCUGCCAGGGCAUGUGUGGCAAAAUCUGCCUCCCCCCACAGUAAGUCUGAUUCCUGACAUUUGGAAACAGCUCUGGACUUGUGCUCUGUGUGGUCUGGAAACUUCUCUGCUCCCAGGUUCCCCGACUCCCAGGCAUGCGUCCUGUCGAGAGGGUUUGCUUCUGCCACCAACAGUUCUUUUUGAUAUACGCUAAGCAUUCAGGAAGCUUUUAGGAAAUACCAUUGG